Messenger RNA from Serpula lacrymans var. lacrymans S7.9, 3838 nucleotides. RefSeq lists its product as uncharacterized. Gene Ontology annotation, biological process: tricarboxylic acid cycle; acetyl-CoA biosynthetic process; fatty acid biosynthetic process. Gene Ontology annotation, cellular component: cytosol. The record is from RefSeq and is a predicted model, not a curated record. Gene Ontology annotation, molecular function: ATP citrate synthase activity. NCBI's taxonomy places the organism in Eukaryota, Fungi, Basidiomycota, Agaricomycetes, Boletales, Serpulaceae. Bases 93 to 3590 code for a protein of 1165 amino acids. The transcript is spliced from 8 exons.
ACCUGUACUCCCCAUCCUGUCCUCAUUUUGAUUUCGCUUUAAAUACCCUCUCUUGCCCAUACAGCUUUUAUCCUCAUUCUCUCCUUCCAGUCAUGUCCUCUAAAGCCAUCCGUGAAUACGACGCUAAACUUCUCCUCGCUUACUGGCUCGAGCGGGCUCCUCCUGCCCAUCCCUCGGCAACCGUCGAAUCAAAGUUCAUCUACCCUGCACCAAAAGUCGCUCAGAUAUCUUGGGACCCAGAAACAAACACUAUCACCCCAGAUUCUCACCUCCCUUCAUGGGUAUUCACUACAAAGCUCGUUGCCAAGCCGGACCAACUCAUCAAGCGUCGCGGUAAGGCGGGACUUCUCGCUCUCAACAAAACUUGGGACGAUGCGAAGGCAUGGAUCGCAGAAAAGGCUGGAAAACCACAAAGGGUUGAAUCUGUCACUGGUACACUCAACAACUUCAUCGUAGAGCCAUUCCUUCCUCACCCUUCGAAUACCGAGUACUAUGUCUGCAUUACAUCUGCCCGAGAGGGUGAUUUAAUUCUCUUCACUCACGAGGGAGGCGUCGACAUAGGUGACGUAGAUGCCAAGGCCCUCCGUCUCGCUAUUCCUGUGUCAGGGUCUUUCCCAUCCCGCGCACAAGUUGAAUCCACUCUCCUCACUCACGUCCCACAGGAAAAGAAAUCGACUCUUACCGAUUUCCUCCUUCGCCUUUACUCAGUCUAUGUCGACCUUCACUUUGCUUAUCUUGAAAUCAACCCUUUAAUCUGCCUUGAUGCUGCUACCCCCGGUGGCCAACCAACAAUCCACUACCUUGAUAUGGCCGCUAAGCUUGACCAAACUGCCGAGUCGAUCUGUGGGCCCAAAUGGGCCGUUGCUCGCGAUCUGACCGUUUAUGAACCUGGUCCAUCUUCGAGCGCCCUGCCUACAAAGCCAAAUGGCAAGGCCUCUGGUAAAGUUAGUGCAGAUCGUGGUCCACCUAUGGUUUGGCCUGCGCCAUUCGGCCGUGACCUCACGAAGGAAGAAGCCUACAUCCAAAAGUUGGAUGGAAGCACUGGUGCAUCGCUUAAGCUCACCGUUCUAAACCCAGAAGGAAAGGUCUGGACAAUGGUUGCUGGUGGGGGUGCUAGUGUCGUCUACUCCGAUGCGAUCGCUGCACAUGGAUUUGCGCACGAGCUUGCCAACUAUGGAGAAUACUCUGGUGCACCCACCGAAGGUCAGACGUACGAGUACGCCAAGACCAUCAUUGACUUGAUCACGCGUGGUACUCCCCGUCCCGACGGCAAGAUUCUCAUCAUCGGUGGAGGUAUUGCCAACUUCACCAACGUCGCAGCUACAUUCAAGGGUAUUAUCCGCGCUCUCAAGGAGUACAAAUCACCUCUUAUCGCACACGGUGUUCGUAUCUUCGUCAGACGGGGUGGUCCUAACUACCAGGAGGGUCUCAAAGCUAUGCGUCUCCUUGGCGAGUCCCUGGGUGUUCCGAUUCGAGUCUUCGGCCCCGAUACCCACAUCACAGAGAUCGUUCCCCUUGCACUGGGCGUUCAACCCGGUAGCGGCGCAGGUAGGACGGUACCCAAGAGUGUACCUGCUACAGCCCCUGCCUCGCCCAGUCGCGCGCAUCGAGUUGAACCGGAACUUGACACGGAGGCGGGUGUUGGUUCUAUCCACGCUGACGGCGAGCGUACUCAAGCUGAGGAUAAUGUCAUCCGAUUCGAUGUCAACCCCGCUGGUGCUCGUCCCGCUUAUCGUCCUUUUGACGCUGAGACACGUUCGUUCGUGUAUGGUCUUCAACCACGAGCUAUUCAAGGCAUGUUGGACUUCGACUACUCGUGCAAACGAGCUACGCCUAGUGUCGCUGCUAUGAUCUAUCCCUUCGGUGGACACCACAUCCAGAAAUUCUACUGGGGUACAAAGGAGACUUUGCUGCCCGUCUAUACCUCUGUGGAAGAAGCCGUGAAGAAGCACCCUGAUGUUGAUGUCGUCGUUAACUUUGCCAGUUCGCGAAGUGUAUACUCAAGUACGUUGGAGAUUCUGCAGUACCAGCAAAUCAAGAGCGUGGCAUUGAUUGCUGAGGGUGUUCCUGAGAGACAUGCUCGGGAAAUCUUGCACUUAGCGAAGCAGAAGGGCGUCUUGAUCAUUGGUCCUGCUACUGUCGGUGGUAUCAAGCCUGGAUGCUUCAGGAUUGGUAACUCGGGAGGAAUGAUGGACAACAUCAUUGCCUCCAAGUUGUACCGUGCUGGAUCCGUUGGCUACGUCUCAAAGUCUGGUGGUAUGUCCAAUGAGCUCAAUAACAUCCUCUCGCUUGUCACCAACGGUACCUACGAGGGUAUUGCCAUUGGCGGAGACCGUUACCCUGGCUCUACUUUCAUCGACCAUCUCAUGCGUUACGAGGCCGACCCUGAUUGCAAAAUGCUUGUACUCCUUGGUGAAGUCGGUGGUAUUGAAGAGUACCGCGUCAUUGAUGCCGUCAAAGCUGGCAAAAUCAAGAAGCCUAUAGUUGCUUGGGCUAUCGGUACAUGUGCUAAGAUGUUCACGACGGAGGUGCAAUUCGGCCACGCUGGUAGUAUGGCAAACUCGGAGCUCGAGACUGCUGAUUCGAAGAACCACGCCAUGAGGGAAGCAGGUUUCGUCGUCCCUGAUACUUUCGAGGAGCUACCUGCCGUGUUGAAGGAGACGUACGAGCGUCUUGUGGCUGAUGGCACAGUCAAGCCUAAGAAGGAGGUUGACCCCCCUGUUAUUCCCAUGGACUACAAGUGGGCUCAGGAACUUGGUCUCAUUCGUAAACCUGCUGCAUUCAUCUCGACGAUCUCGGAUGAGCGUGGACAAGAGCUGCUCUACGCUGGUAUGCGUAUCUCGGAUGUGUUCAAGGAGGAUAUCGGUCUGGGAGGUGUUGUUUCUCUACUAUGGUUCAAACGUCGUCUACCACCUUGGGCGACCAAGUUCAUCGAGAUGGUGUUGAUGCUGACGGCAGACCAUGGUCCUGCUGUGUCUGGUGCCAUGAACACGAUUGUUGCAUCGCGUGCUGGCAAAGAUUUGAUUUCGAGUUUGGCAUCGGGUUUGUUGACGAUCGGCAGUCGAUUUGGUGGUGCUUUGGAUGAAGCUGCUGCUAUGUUCAGUGGAGCGAGAGAUACUGGCCUUACGCCCAGAGAGUUUGUUGAUGAGUCAAGGAAGGCAAAUAAACUGAUCAGCGGCAUUGGACACAAAAUCAAGAGUGUGAACAACCCCGAUCUGCGUGUUGAGCUGGUUAAGGAAUAUGUUCGCAAGAAUUUCCCUAGUCACAGCUUGCUCGACUAUGCGUUGGCCGUCGAGAAGGUAACAACAUCGAAGAAGGACACACUCAUCCUAAAUGUCGACGGUUGUAUUGCUGUCUGCUUCGUCGAUCUCCUUCGUGACUCGGGCGCGUUCACUCCGGACGAAGCCGAUGAAUACAUCAAGAUUGGUACUUUGAACGGUCUUUUCGUUCUUGGCCGUUCUAUCGGUUUCAUCGGUCACCAUCUUGACCAGAAGCGUCUCCGUGCACCUCUGUACCGCCACCCUGCAGAUGAUAUCUUCAUCAACAUGGCCGACAUUUCGCAACCUCGUGUCUUGGGUAAGAUGCAGUAAUUGGUUGGGGUAGUCCUUGUGAAUUUGUGCGAACUACGUGGUUGUAAUGUGUUGGUAUGGGUAUGAAGUGACGAUAAAAGAAAGAUGUUAUAUUGGUAUGCGAUAGGAACGAAUUAAUGGUAUAAUGGGCACACACAUGAAUAGAAUUUUGUGCUUAGUUUUGCUACAUCCUUUUUUUUGACAAAAUCUUAUGAUAUUGAGACUUAGGAUCCAUCAUGUUUUGUGGUAAUAGAGAGAUUUGACAUACU